Liolophura sinensis is the source of this 2624-nucleotide messenger RNA. RefSeq lists its product as uncharacterized. Bases 194 to 1615 code for a protein of 473 amino acids. Lineage: Eukaryota; Metazoa; Mollusca; Polyplacophora; Chitonida; Chitonidae. The record is from RefSeq and is a predicted model, not a curated record. The transcript has 11 exons.
GGUGGAGCACGGUACACUGUAGAGAAGAGUCAGGCCAGCUCACCCUUGCAUAUACCCAGUAAUCUAUGCAGAACACGACGUUAUAUAUUCACCAGGUUUAUAUCCACGUUAAAGCUCUUCAGACGUCUCUUCGAGGUUUUUACCUGGCGCAGUGAUUGACGGACGUGAACUGCGUUGACGGACGUAACAGGUGAUGACAAGAAUGAUAUGGAUAUUUGCGCUAGCCGUGAUGGCGCGAAUUGCGCAUGCGGCGUACGUCCCGUAUGAUUGUCGGCGUUCGAACCAGGUAUGUGUGUCUGACGUCACAGGUGGACAGUGUACAAACACCGGAUCAUGUGUCUGCACAGAUCCUAACUUCACCGGAUAUGAUUGCUCGCUACCCGCAGUUCAGGAACGCUUUCCCCCGCAGUGUAGUAUUGACUGUGGAGGGCGUGGAAGAUGCUAUGACGAUGGAUUCGGUGCCAAGUGUUUUUGUGAUCCGUCUUACUACGGAGAUCGGUGUCAGUUUGACAGAGUAUCAGUCCAAUGUUUCACUGAGUACAUGACAAUUCGGGUGUUUCCGAUCAAUUUUAACGGUGAGAUUUUUGUGGCAACCCUGCCUCCUGAUGUGGAGCCCGCGUGCCAAUUCGAGGCUGCGCCUGACGGAAAUGGUUUCCUGAAGAAUCUAUCUUUCAGUGACAACCCCACCGUGAAUCCAUGUUUACCAAAUCUGAGUGUCGCCACGAGCACUGUGGAUGGGACAAACAUUUUCACCUAUGAGAUCUCGGUCAAAUACAAUCCUAGGUACACGACAUUUGUUGAUGAAAUCCACACUGUUACCUGCGAACACACGCUGAACGGGCCGUUAGUUGGAGCAGUCAUAGAUGUGGAUGGGGGGCCUACCAACGGUGUGAUCAUUUCCGGUAAUGCCACCGUCCUUGACCUUGACAUCACGCGAGAGUCGGAUGGAGUCUCCGUCAGUAGAAAUAACCUCGUGACCUUCAUCGGGGAGGAUCUGAACAUAAAAGUGUCGCUCAAGGACGAGUCAAGAUACAAGAAUCACAAGGUGGAGAACUGUGGAGCCUACAAUUACCCACUGCUGGAUUCUGCCGUCAACAACCUCAGGCUGGAAAAGAGAAUGGUGGCAGAUGGCUGCCCGGCACCGGACUCCCAGGAUGUCAUCAGCGGUCCUCUCAUAAAGACACCCACCACAGUCUUCGUCCCCUUCAAAGCUUUCAAAUUUAACACUGGAGAACUGCACAUCUACUGUUCGGUUAGGGUGUGUCUUCAGGCGACAGACGCCUUGUGCCAACCCGACGACUGUACUGCUCAGAAGGGAGGCCCAGGAGGUGGAUUCGGGCGUAAGAAACGACAAUCUGGUGAUGACCAAGACGUCGAAGAGCUCUCCACCAGCUUCUAUGUUGUCACGAAACUGGAACCAGGUUAUUUCCAAGAAAGCAAUUCAUCCACGAAGGUUGAGGAGAAGUCCUGUUUCCAGACGCCAGCCUUCUUAGCCGUCACAGUGGUGUUCUCUUUCUUGCUGAUUAUCACACUGGUUGUCACAGUGAUCAUGUGUCUGAGAUAUAUGCGACGGGAAAAAGAGCUCACUAAGGGAGACAACUCUGCGAGAGCAUGACGGGUCAGGGAAAUCAUCUCGUACUGUGAAAUAUUCUUUGAAAAGCUCAUACGAAAAUGAUUUAAACUAAAGAUUCUAUUUGAGACCACGGACAGCCGGGCACUUUUGUUUUCAGCCAAUAGCUGAUUAUACUCUUUCGAGUCGCUCCACAGCAGCGUUAAAGAGCACAUCAAAAAAGAUAUACGUGUUGCAUAAAACCAGAAUCCGGUUUCGAAGAGUAUCACACUUUUAUACAGUUAUUAUCAGGUAUAUAGUUUUUAAAAUUUUGUUUACAUUUGGCAAUGAGCUACUGUAAAAUCAGAUCUUUUAGCCGCAUUAGUUAGCGAGAAAGGCCCCACCUUUUCUCAUCUAAACAUGCGUGAACACGCGAGUCUCUUGAAAUAUCGAUUCGGCUUAUUUUCCCAUACCUUCCCAUUUUGGUAUUCUUUUUGCUGUUGCGGCGCGUCAGGGAAAGUGUCCGAGUGUCCGUGAACUCGAACUGGAAGACCCCAGUCUUUAACUUGCUGACCUUGCCAGAAAUUGUUGAAUACGUGGUCACGUUCGUGACCACGUGGGCAAAACAGCUUUUCGCCAAUUUUACCUCUUCUGGGUUUUGAAAAAUAUAAAAGAGACAAAAUCUUUUUCAUGUAUAUUUUAAGAUAAGUCCUGCCAGGAAAUUUGUUUAUAUCGUUUUGGGAAUAAAAUUAACAACUUUGUGUGUAUACUUAUUAAAGUGUGAUUAGAUUGUGAAUUCUGUGCAUUCCGAAAACAGAAUCAAGAGCCUGGUCUCCAAACGAGCGUUACACUACACAAACGACCGAGUGAACACCCUGGACGACAUAUCACCGAGGCCCCUGUGAACAGCUAGACGGGGUGAAUGUGACAAAUUCCCUGCCCGGGUCUGGGUUUGAACCUGCACACCUGGUGCCUCAUGAUAGGGAGUCGCACUUUUUACCCACUGAGCUACAAACCUUUUUCCUCAUUUGAUUCAACGGUCAAUCUUGUCUACUUGUGCUAGAGAUCGCUUUCA